Molecule: messenger RNA, 1272 nt
Organism: Apiotrichum porosum
Lineage: Eukaryota; Fungi; Basidiomycota; Tremellomycetes; Trichosporonales; Trichosporonaceae
Exons: 10
Coding region: 1-1272 (423 amino acids)
Source: RefSeq, a predicted model, not a curated record
AUGCGCGUCCUGGCUAUCGCCGCGAGCGCCCUGCUCCUUGUGCUGGCAGGAGCAACCUACACUCCCCAGGCUUCAACUACCCACAUCUCCGAGUUGGAGGUUUCUGGCCUGGAUGUCGUUGCAGAGUUCGCCCACGAGACCCAUUGUCGAGACAUUGUUUUAGCGUCCUUGGAAGAGCAUCAUGGCGGUACACUGAGUGAAACCUGCAAGAUUGACACCAGCGCACGGAUAGGCAACGAUUUCUGUGCUUGGCGUGAGCAUUGGGCCAAGAAAAGGGCUGACCAACAGGGCCCUCCACCGAAGUCCUCAAGAGUGGACCACAUACACUGUAUUCUUGGGUCAAGCCAUUAUGGAAGCAACAACAGGAGGCUCGUGGGUCACCUGGAAGAGAUGGAGCCACUGACUGCAGAACGUGCGGAGGACCUGCUUAAGCACUCUACCGACCAGAAAACAGCGCUACUGGACCAUCUGGAGGCCCGCGAAGAGCAUUUGCAAUCUCGCGAAGGACAUCUACUAGCCCGCGAAGAAAGUCUGCUAGCCCGCGAACAAGCUCGAGAAGGACAUCUGCAAGCCCGCGAAGAGAAUUUGUUAGCGCGCGAAGAACGGCUGCAAACUCUUCAGAUGCAGGCCAACGAGCGCUGCUUUGCUCAACUCCAGACAGAGGCCCUGUCUACCAUCCAGUCGUUGUCAGCCCAUCAAGCUCGCUUCUUGGAGCAGCAGAGGGGUGAUUUGACUCAUCGGUUGGGAGAAAUUGUUGAAUCUAUGGCAGAUGAGGCAAAGAAGGAUAUCGCCAUCGCCGUCCAGGACGUCACACUCCAGCACACGUCAAGCUUUAAUGGGUUCAGUGAUCGCGUUGACAACGCCCUUGCCCAGCUCUCAGCCUGGGAACAGAAGCAUUCGGAGCAACUCGAAACUAUGAGUUACUUCACCAUGGCGCUGGAAACCCAAUUCUCUGUGGUUGCCACAGCCGUCAACAAUUCCAUCAGCGCUGCCGCGGCUCUCGCGACAAGUCUCACUGGCGCGUCUCAUACAGCUCAAGCUCUUAACGUAGGCACACAAUCUCUCUCCAUCAGAUCGACUGACCCGCCAGGACCAGCUGCACACCCUGUUGUCAUCAUUGGCGUCGUUACAGAUGUUCACGAUUAUGUGCACGACCAACGCGAAGCAGAGGUGCCCAUCCAAGCUUACCUGGGUCCGCCAACUCCUCUCACCCGCAAUACAAGAAGUGAUUUCGAGAUGCGCAGGUUGCGCUCGGCUACGGCACCCUUAUAA